Molecule: messenger RNA, 1172 nt
Organism: Diorhabda carinulata
Lineage: Eukaryota; Metazoa; Arthropoda; Insecta; Coleoptera; Chrysomelidae
Exons: 6
Coding region: 67-966 (299 amino acids)
Biological process (GO): early endosome to late endosome transport
Cellular component (GO): early endosome; late endosome; transport vesicle
Molecular function (GO): SNARE binding; guanyl-nucleotide exchange factor activity
Source: RefSeq, a predicted model, not a curated record
AAGUAUCUUAUUAUACAAUUCAGUAAUUAAGUUGUCACAUUAUUAUUGUUUACUCAAUUUGUUUAUAUGGAGUUGUUAAAUGCCAAACAAUAUUUAGAAUCGCAAACUGAGAAUAAAAGAAUCAUUAAUUACAUUGAAGAUUUUGUAUACCAAUGGAAUUUCAAAUGUCGAUAUGACCUAAUAAAGAUAACCAAAGAUGUGGAUGAACUUGUAGAUACAAUACAACGUAAAUUUUUCAAAAAAACUGAUGAAGUAAUCGCUCAAUAUCUAUACUGCGUGGUACAUCAUAUAAUUUUCGACACAUUUAUGCCCGUUAUUCGUGCAAAAUAUACUGAUGAAGAUAAAAAAAUAUACGACAGAUGCUUGACUUUUUGUAAAACUAACAAAAUAUCCAUCCAAAUAGAUGUAACUGCCUAUUGUUCUGUACCUUACACUGCAGCAAUUGUUGAAUUGUCUAUGUGGGAUUCCUAUAGCAGUCCAUUAGAAAAACUCAACUGUUUAUGUGCCACAUAUGACAUAAUAUUUGCUGAAUUCAAAUCCGCCAUGGUUAACGUUAUUUCUAAAUAUUCAAAUAAGGAAAUUGAAUUACCAAUAAUGGAUAACAAAGAUGUUAUACCAAUUAUUAUUAUAGUACUGCUUAAAUCUAAAAUAAGAUACGCAUACAGUAAUUUACAAUACAUUAAACUAUUUGGUAUAAAACUGAUUGAAGACACCAACAAGUACAUUUUGGAUACAUUCGAGCAAGCAAUACUGACAAUUCUCAACACAGAUAAAGAGACAGAUUUUAAUAUCAGUGCAUGUUCCAAUAUUGAUUUCUGUGAAGCCAUAGAGAACAUUACGAAAGAAAAUUUCAUUGAAAAUACUCCAUCCUGUGAAAUUAAUUUUGAAAAUGAAAAUAGGAAGAGGCUAGUCACUUUAAUUAUUCAAUCAACAACUUCGAAUUUAUCGGACUUGAAUUUACUGUGAACAUAAGUUUUUUGAAAAAAAACCAACUGAAAACUUUACUAAAACUUAUGGGGUACAUUAAAUUUGUGAAUUUUUGGUAGGUAUAAAAAGAUAAGAAACAUGGAAUCAUUGCAUUGAAUGUUUAACUUUAUCAUGUAGUUUCUUAUGUUUUUCAUAUUUAUGUCAACAGCUCUAAAACUAAACGUACAAUAAAUAUUUUAAAACUU